Messenger RNA from Salvelinus fontinalis (brook trout), 1216 nucleotides. RefSeq lists its product as uncharacterized. NCBI's taxonomy places the organism in Eukaryota, Metazoa, Chordata, Actinopteri, Salmoniformes, Salmonidae. The coding region runs from base 141 to 848 and encodes 235 amino acids. The transcript has 2 exons. The record is from RefSeq and is a predicted model, not a curated record.
GAAAAAUGUCCUCAUGUGUGCUACCUAUAUCCCACCAAUAGAAUCCCCAUACUUUAAUGAAAACAGCGUCUCCAUCCUAGAGGGGGGAACUCUCCUUCCGUGGCCUCCAACUGCUCUUAAAUACAAGUAAAACCAAAUGCAUGCUCUUCAACCGAUCGCUGCCUGCUCCUGCCCGCCUGUCCAACAUCACUACUUUGGACGGCUCUGACUUAGAAUAUGUGGACAACUACAAAUACCUAGGUGUCUGGUUAGACUGUAAACUCUCCUUCCAGACCCACAUCAAACAUCUCCAAUCCAAAGUCAAAUCUAGAAUUGGCUUCCUAUUCCGCAACAAAGCAUCCUUUACUCAUGCUGCCAAACAUACCCUUGUAAAACUGACCAUCCUACCAAUCCUCGACUUCGGUGAUGUCAUUUACAAAAUAGCCUCCAAAACCCUACUCAAUAAAUUGGAUGCAGUCUAUCACAGUGCCAUCCGUUUUGUCACCAAAGCCCCAUAUACUACCCACCACUGCGACCUGUACACUCUCGUUGGCUGGCCCUCGCUUCAUACUCGUCGCCAAACCCACUGGUUCCAGGUCAUCUACAAGACCCUGCUAGGUAAAGUCCACCCUUAUCUCAGCUCGCUGGUCACCAUAGCAGCACCUACCUGUAGCACGCGCUCCAGCAGGUAUAUCUCUCUAGUCACCCCCAAAACCAAUUCUUCCUUUGGACGCCUCUCCUUCCAGUUCUCUGCUGCCAAUGACUGGAACGAACUACAAAAAUCUCUGAAACUGGAAACACCUAUCUCCCUCACUAGCUUUAAGCACCAGCUGUCAGAGCAGCUCAUAGAUUACUGCACCUGUACAUAACCCAUCUACAAUUUAGCCCAAACAACUACCUCUUUACCUACUGUAUUUAUUUAUUAAUUUAUUUUGCUCCUUUGCACCCCAUUAUUUCUGUCUCUACUUUGCACUUUCUUCCAAUGCAAACCAACCAUUCCAGUGUUUUUUAGUUUUUAUUUUACUUGCUGUGUUGUACUCACUUCGCCUCCAUGGCCUUUUUAUAUUUUAUUUAUUUAUACAUAUAUCUGUUUGCCUUCACCUCCCUUAUCUCACCUCACUUGCUCACAUUGUAUAUAGACUUAUUUUUUUUUUCACUGUAUUAUUGACUAUAUGUUUGUUUUUACUCCAUGUGUAACUAUGUGUUGUUGUAUGUGUCGAACUGCUUUGCUUUAUCU